UGCUGAGAGGGAGGGGCCGAACAAAGUAGCAUUCAUGCAUUGUAUCAGGAGCGCUCUCCUCUCCCUCCUGUUCCACAGGAGUUUCUCCCUCCUCCCUCUGUAGUGACAUACAAACUUCUGCUGCUCCUCCCCUACUGCAGUGCCUGCCUGGGAAUCCCGGCCCUAAGCCACACUUCUAACCGGGACCUUGCAAAGCGUUUAACCCCUGUAUCGUCGCAGCAGUCCCAUUCCUAUUCAGCCCCGGAAAUAGAGGAGCAGAGCUGGAUAAUCCAGCCCAUCCCGAGAGACCUGCCUGGAGUGGCUUCCUCAUUCCACCUCUCCCCUCCCUUUAGUCACUCUUCUUCCUUCCGCCUCCAUGGGGUGCCUACUGCUCUCUUGGGAUACUCUCAAACUACCUGGAUAAUAAAAAGAAAAGCUUUAUUUCGAUUUUAUGUAAUCUUUUUCAGUUCAGAAAAAACUUCUCAUAAACUUUGUAAGCUUUUGGGACCCAGGUGGCCAUCCACCUGCAUUUUGCGCCUUUUUAAUUAAGGACUGAACCUAAUUAAUGAAACAGUUGCACUUGCUUUCCUCCAUGGAGUAAACAUAAUUAUGGAGCAUGCUGAGUGCAAACGAUAAACCUUCCAAGACUUUGCACCUGUUGCUCCCAGGACACAACAGCAGGAUAACAAACUGACACUUUUUUGUGUGCAGGGAUUUGGCAGCCUUUCGGUUUUUUUUAACCCUUUGACAUAUAAUUUUUGUGAAACUCAAAAAGGAAUAAAAUGAAAGUAACCGUUUGCUUUGGGAAAACUGGAAUUGUUGUUCCUUGUAAAGAUGGAAAGAUGAGUGUGAGAGAACUAAUCCAGCAGGCUGCGCAGAGAUUCAUCAAAGCCAAGGAAAAAGAGCCAGGAUACUGGGUAAAGGUUCAUCACCUAGAAUACCAAGAUGGAGGGAUCUUAGACCCUGAUGAUAUUGUGGCGGAUGUUGUUGAAGACAAGGAUAAGAUAAUUGCUGUGUUUGAUGAACAAGAAGCAUCAGAAAUUAAGAACAGAAAUGAAGAUUCAGUCAAUGUCAUAGACCGUACCAGCCCUGACCCACUUGAAGCAGAAUUAUCAGCUCAGCUUUCUGCCUUCCAACCACUUAAAGGAGAAAUUGAUGUCACAUCCUCUGCUUUAAAGAUAGGAACUCCUUUACUGGUGCGAAGGAGCAGUGACCCAACUGUGGGACCAGCUGUUGAUUUUCACCCAUCUUCCUCACAGUCUGCAGAUCAGAACGUAAAUGAUGCUUCACAGGGAUUGUCCAGAGUACUUCCACCAGAUGAGCAGACAGAUCAGAAUACUGGAUUACAGAAGCCUCUAUAUAAAAUAAGAGAAAUCACCAGAAAGGUAGAGAUUUCAGGGAGUGGGGGACCACUUGGCAUCCAUGUUGUGCCUUUCUAUUCUUCCUUUAGUGGAAGAGCUCUAGGGUUGUAUAUUCGAGGAAUUGAAGAGAGCAGCCGUUCUAAGCGAGAAGGUUUAUUCCAAGAAAAUGAAUGCAUUGUGAAAAUCAACAAUGUGGAACUUAUAGACCGAUCAUUUGCACAAGCACAAGAUAUCUUCCGUCAAGCAAUGAAGCAACAAAACGUGCUAGUGGAAACUGUUCUGCCAGAAAAGCGUGAAUUGUAUGAAAAGUCUGUCAUCUCUUCAUUGUUUGUAUUGGAUGAUGAUAUUGACGAGGUUCCUGACAUAAAACCACCUCCUCCUCCCGUUCAUGUAAAUCGAAGUAUUAAAAUGCCAGAGCAGGUUAAUGGAAUUGAUCCUACUGGAACCAAAAUACAGCAGCCACCACUUAGUCCAAACCUGAUAUCUUCAGAAAGCAAGUUCUCUUCACCGUCCCUCUCCCCUUUGGGUUUCGGAAACAAGAAAAAUGGCAAGAAACUAAGGAUCGAUCUAACAAAAGGUGCUGAGGGACUUGGUUUCACAGUUGUCACUAGGGAUUCAACUGUGCAUGGGCCUGGCCCUAUUUUCGUGAAGAAUAUUUUGCCAAAAGGAGCAGCAGUUAAGGAUGGGCGACUUUUGUCCGGAGACCGAAUACUGGAGGUGAAUGGGAAGGACAUUGCUGGAAAGACUCAAGAGGAGCUAGUAGCCAUGCUCAGAAGUACAAAGCUUGGCGAGAGUGUUUCAUUGGUGGUGGCCCGGCAGGAUGAAACCUUUUUACCACGUGAACUGAAGGGGGAGACAGAAAAUCUUGUAUUUCCCCCAGACAACACGGCACAGAUGACAUUUGAGAUACCUCUGAAUGAUUCUGGUUCAGCUGGACUGGGAAUAAGCCUGAAAGGAAACAAGUCCAGAGAAACAGGCGCUGACCUGGGGAUCUUUAUUAAAUCUAUCAUACAUGGAGGAGCGGCCUUUAAGGAUGGUCGCCUAAGAGUGAAUGACCAGCUUGUUGCUGUAAAUGGAGAAAGCUUAUUAGGGAAAUCAAAUCGAGAUGCUAUGGAAACGCUACGGAGGUCUAUGUCUAUGGAGGGAAAUAUCCGUGGAAUGAUCCAGCUGGUUAUCCUACGGAGACUGGAUUGGCAAACAGAGGAGCGAUCAGAAACUUUUCAGAAAAAUACCAUCGAGAAUCUUGCUGUCUCCGAACAAAAUGGUGUGCAGGAGAAACUGAAAGAUUCAUCAAGAUUUAAUGAUCGAAAUUCAGAAAAUUAUAUCCCACCCCCUAUCCCACCACAUCCAAAGGAGCAUAUCAUUGUUGAAUCCCCUAAACUUAGGAAUGUAGCAGAAUCUCAACCAAAUGAUUCACUCAACAUAAAAGCAUCAAGAAGCAUGGACAUUGUGGCGGAUGAGAGCAACAUUGGUUCACUAAGGGAACACCAGUCAGGGUCUCCUGGGAAAGACUUUGGACCACGUCUGGGUCUAAAAAAAUCUAGUUCUCUUGAGAGCCUCCAGACGGCCUUUGCAGAAGUCAAGAAAAAUGAGCUUCCCUUCUAUAGACCCAGGCCACAUAUGGUCCGUGGAAGAGGAUGUAAUGAAAGCUUCAGAGCUGCUAUUGAUAAAUCCUAUGAUGGUCCAGAGGGAGAAGAAGAGGAUGCCCUGUCCGAUCUCAGUUCUCACUCUGGCCGAGAAUCCCCAAACAGUGAAUUAACUCCUCUAGGGAAUCAAGAGAUGGAGGAUACUGAUAAAUCCAAAAAAGAAAAGAAAAAGAAAGAUGUUAAAAAAGAAAAGGCAAAGGCAAAAGGGAAAGAAAAAAAGAAAAAGGAUGAUGCAGAAGAGCAUGAGAAGAAAGCAAAGAAAAAAGGAUUUGGAGUUUUGGGCAGGCUUAUUAAGAAGAAGGAAGAAAAAGGUAACCAAAAGCAAGGCACUCUUAAGGAGGAGGAAAAUGAAGUUGAAAAAAUGAAGGAAGAACGUGAAAGAAUUAACAUAAAGCACCAAGAACUCAGAGAACAGCAGGCCAAGAAUUUACUUGGCUAUAAUUGGAGUCAUGACAUGGAAGAUGAUGAUAUGGACCCGAAUUAUGCCAAAGUAAACCAUUUUCAAGAAGCUCCACUGAACCAUAAUGCACAUCGUCCUUAUUCCCCUCCAACAACGCUUCCUCCAAGUUAUCCACGGGAGACCCAAGUACUGUCAUCCGAGAGAGAGGACCUAUAUGCCAAGAUAAACAAAAAGCAGCAGGCACCAGAUAAAUCUGACAGUGGUCGCUCAACAUCUGGUACAGCAGAUCGUAUCCAGCAACUACGGAUGGAGUACCAUCAAGCAAAGCAGGAAGGUUUUCUAAUGCAUGAAGAUGAUGAUGAGUUGGGAAGACAUCUGGAAUACGAACAGACAUGGAUACCGAUUAGAAGCCCUGAAGCCUCACGUCUGCGUUAUGAUGGAAUGGAAAGGCAGUAUGCAUCCCUGCCCAGACACGGUCCCUUCCAACCAGAAUUCAUGCCUGGGCCCUCUACAGGAUAUAACGAGAGAGAACCGCCUUACUACUAUGAUGUAGCACACAUUACCCAGUCCCCAAAAGGAGCCUACUCCCAGACCCAGGCACAUCACAAAGCUAGUUAUCGCAUACCUCCAUAUCAACCUCCACAGGCCAAAGGUCCUAUCCGUCAAGAUGUCCCACCUUCUCCACCUCAAAACUAUCGACUUCCAGGCUAUAAUGCUGUUGUAAGGCCAGGACAAGAGGAAUAUCAAUACGAUCCUAGGCAGAAAAAUCCUUUGACUGCUGCUGUAUAACUUCUACAUCAGCUGGCACCUCAGGACAUCAUAGUUUCUUCUGGUAAUAGCAGAUCAUAUGCAUAUAGACAUAACAUGAAAUCAGUUAAUGCCAAAACAUGACAGUACCUUGAGAAAAGGUGUUACAGAAGUCUUCAAAUGUCAUCAAAAAGUGCAUUAUAAUAUUGCCUGGAAUUUUGGUGUAUUAAGUGUAUAAAUUAGUCUGCAUAUUUUAACUUUUUCAAGGCAUUUAACAUCUUUUUAUAAGUGGUUUAUUUGCUUCCCAUGGUUCCCAUUGAUGCUAAAUUUUAAUUGCACUAAUGCUAGAUUCAAGUUAAUGUGGUCAAUUAUAUAUUAGCCCAGAUAAUAUACUACAAUGCAUUCCAGACACUUUGAACACUUCAAGAACUAUAUUAUAGUGAUAUGAUUUAAUUGUAUGUUAUUAUGUUACCUUGAAUGAAUGGCUUAUGUUUAUUUGACUCUUUUUCUUUUUAAGUUCUUUACCUUCCAUUCAACCACCAAAUAUCCAACUGGACUAAAAUUGGCCAGACAUUGUUUAAUACAAUUUGGUGAUUUGCUACCAAAUUCUACAGUAUGGACAUUGCUUUAGAAAGGGGAACCCUAAGAAGCAUUUCUUGCUAUCAAACUCUGGUUUAGUAAUUUUACAGCCAAAAAUGUAAUACCAGGUGGAUUAAUGUCUCCACUAAUAUGGGCUACUCAUCUGCAUGGACUUCUGAUAGGUAGGCCUACACAAAUCAAAUGGCAUAUUCGUCAGAUGUGUGUGGCACACUUAACAGUCAUUGGAGGAGUAAGAGGCCCCCCCCCAACACACACACAUUCUACAAUUAAAUCACAACUAAAUCAUAAUCUGUGUUUUAAUCAUGUCUCCCAAGUUUGUGCUAUAAAAAUAAAGCCCUGUACAAACAACAACUGAACAUCUUUGAAGCAAUGAAAGCUGUUGACAAGUACACAUUCAAAGUACUUGCUUCUCAAUAACAUUUGCUGCAUCUCAGUUUUAGAAGCAUUCACCACAUCAGAAGUACAUUUGGGUGUCUGGAGCCUAGUACAAGAAAAGAAUUUAGACUCCCUGAUACUUAAACAACAGCAAGUAUUGGCAUUCAGGAAAACCAACUGAAGACAGGUAGGGCAGAGAUAAAACCAGGCUCUGAAAUAGAUUAAGGCGUCAAAUAUGCUGCAAAGUAACAUAAAGCACACAACGACCUAGACAAGAAAAAAAGAUGAAAGGUACAAGUAAGUUAGUGUUCAGCAUGAAUCCAGCCCACAGAAUGUAUCGAUCCAGCACUAAGUGUACAAUCAAUAUUUUCUGUCACUGCAUGCUUUUUACUGUGUAAAAUAUAUCAUAGUAACUAAAAAUUGCAAACCAUUGCCCAAGCUUUCUAUUUCUUCAUAUUCGUAAAAUGAAACUUUCCCUGCUGUUCUUUAGUGGGUUAUGUGGUAUGCUGAAUAGUAUUCCCAUUAAUAAAAUGGAUGCCCCAGGGUUUCUGCUCUCCCUGGAUGGUCAGCUUUAUGGUCUGGUGAAGGGGAGGCCAAAACACAGGAAGCGUAACUAGAAAAACUUGACUGUUAGUCAAAAGCAUCACAGGCAGCCAAGAAAAACAGUGGGAGUUAUGUCUAUUAGUAUUACCAUAGUAAGACUGCAUUUCUUGCUGCAGACUUCAAUGCCAAUUUUAUUUGUGUAAUUUAAAAAUCUUGUAAAAUAAAAGGAGGUUUGUUAAAAGAGCCCAAACCCUUAUAAGAUAACAAUGUAAAGUAUCUAAAUGUGCUCCACCUUAUGUUGUGCGCUGCAUGUGUUUAAAAAUAUGGUAGUCCCCCCACCUAAUACUCCUAUGUCAGCUCACUGGCUGUUGUACAUGGGCUCCCAUUGUCACUAUAUGGCUGAGAUGACAUUAUUAUAUCACUGAUUGAGAGGACUGAAGGAAAGCUAAAGAUAUUCUUUUACUAGAAACCUCCAAGGACCUGUUCUACCAUUGUGCAUGGAAUUAUUUUCCACUGAUUGGCUGUGCAUGUUGAUGCAUCUUUAGCUUAUUUUGGGAAAAGCAUCAUGAGCAACAGCUUCCUUACCAGUCUCUCCAUUACUGUCUUGUAAUUAUGAUUGAGUCUUCCAGCCAAUCAUCAUAUUAAACAUCAUAUUACUUCACAGGAUUAGUAGCCCCCAACAAAAAUAUGAAUAAAAAUGCUUUCAUUGUAUUAUACACCAAUAAAAAUAGAAGGAAUGUGCCUUUAAAAAAAAUAGAAGGAAUGCCCCCCCCCCCAUCCAUCCUAGCACUGCCUAGUCAUUAUAUUUCCUUCUGACUGCUUUCCCAGACUGAGCAGAAGAGCCUGUAUCUCUCAACACUUAUGAUGGCAGCGAUAUGGUACUGACAGUGAUCUACUGUGUAUCUCCCUCCACAUAAUUUUUAGUAGUGGUUUUAACUUUUCUUGUGGGAAAAGUCAGGGGUACCAUCUCUGCUACUAUCCACUGGGAUUCUUCUUUUUUUUUGUUAGAAAAUAGUCUCUGGGAGUCAUUAAAAACAUCAAGAGAAAAUUGUUGAGUGUCAUUUACAAACCAUCUGGAAAUAUUGUUUCCAAGAGACACCUGCUUUAUCUUCUUGUACACCUUCAUUAGAUUGCCCAGCUUAUCUUUAAUCCACGUGUAAUAAAACCAGAGUCUGCCUUUCUAGUUAUCAAUUUAGAAAAUGCUUUUUUAAUUAAUUCUCAGGAGCAUGCCUAAAGGAACAACCACUUCUAUUUGUACAAUUUACAGUUAAUCUUAAAUCAAAAUGUAGGUAUCAUUGUGCUCAUUGUAUCUUUUUUAACAUCUUAACCCAUAUACGGUUGUAAAAGUAUUUUAUACAGUAGGUCUUAAAGAAAUAAUAAAAUCAAAUAUGGAUUUGAUAGCAAACGGCAUAAACGAGGGGGAAAUGAACAUUAUGUGAUGCCUAAUUUUCUAACAGUCUAACAGAGCUUUGUUCUAUAGUCAAAGUUUCAAGAGGAAAAAAAAGAAAGACAGAAAGAAAAUUAUUUAUACAUUACUGGCUUUGCAAAAUAAACUUUCUCUAUCAAUGUUUUUGUUUCUUCUCGAAGCCCAUUGUUCUGGCAUGACUCACUUGUAUUUGGAAGGCUGCCCUUGGUUGCAGCCGUCAAAAACACGCACAACCUGACUCUCAGAAAACUUUCCCUUUUUUUCAUCCUGAACCCUCUCCCUGCUAGUCGGUUUGCAAAUGUGUUGACAGGUUACGGAUAGUGUUUCUUAUUGAAAGAAUUUUAGGACAGACAUUAUAGGGCUUAACACUGGUGGAAAAUUGCUUUGGUUCUUUAAAUCUUAUCAGCCAAUUAGCAAUUUGUUUUGAUUGGUCUAUUGCAGAAAUAUAAAAUAUAGUAUCUUGUAUGUUACAACGUUCUGCUCUGAAUGAUUGCAUACAUGUUUGGAAAUGAGUGGGAUUGAUUUCUGUAUUUAAAAAUGUGGAUGUUUAUGACUACAAUUCAUGUGAAAUAUCUUAAUUUUUGCAAAAUUACAUAGUGUAUUUAGAUAAAAUUACAGGUAUAUUAA
This is a messenger RNA of Xenopus tropicalis (tropical clawed frog), 7704 nucleotides long. It is a transcript of the gene pard3b, whose product is annotated as par-3 family cell polarity regulator beta. The record is from RefSeq and is a predicted model, not a curated record. Gene Ontology annotation, cellular component: bicellular tight junction; endomembrane system; cell junction. NCBI's taxonomy places the organism in Eukaryota, Metazoa, Chordata, Amphibia, Anura, Pipidae. The transcript is spliced from 23 exons. The coding region runs from base 762 to 4175 and encodes 1137 amino acids.